AUGAGCAACUACUCGGUCGGAAAUCGCAGCGAUGCAUUCUCCACAGAAGCGGAUGGAGUAUUCUGCUCCACUGAAAUAUCGAUCGUGGCUGCAUCGAGCGCUACAUUAAUUGCUGCACUUGGAACAAUCGGAAAUGUGACGACGUUACUAGCACUAGGCCGUAACCGUGCCGUGCGCCAACGACGGCGGCAACCAACAACCGCCUUCGUUAUGUCGCUCGCUACCGCAGAUUUAUUGUUUUGUGUAGCCGUUAUGCCGCUCAUGGCACUUCGGUACGGUCGACGAAGAUGGCCCUUCAUUUCCAACAGCUUGUGGUGCAGACUGUUCCCGGUGGCACUGUACGGUACGGUAGCCACAUCCGUGUUGAGCUUGGUGGCACUUACCGUCAAUCGGUAUGUACUGAUCGUACAUCCGAGUUGGUAUGGAUCGAUCUAUCGAACGGCCGGUAUGGUCCCGCUUCAGUUGGCCGUUUGUUGGGCCAUCCCGUAUGGUUUAAUGGCUCUGCCACUAUUUGAAUUGUGGGGACGUCUAGGGUUUGAUCGUCGUACAUUCUCCUGCACAGUUUUACCUUCAAUCACAUCAACGGGCAAAUUUUCCGCCAGUCCUAAGAAAUUCAUCUUCAUCGUUGGAUUUGCACUGCCAUUCUGUGCUAUUGUGCUGUGCUACACUGCCAUCAUCAGUGCAGUUCGACGGCAGCGACGGAACAUGCAAAGAUAUACGGUGAAAAGUUCAAUUUCGGCUACCACUACGCCCGGCAGUAUUGCUGCCGCGGCCAGCAAUGAUGAUGACGAGAGGCAUCUUACAAGAACAACGGCUGCUAUAUUCGGAUGUUUCAUGAUCUGCUUUCUGCCGCUUACGAUCGCCAACGUGCUGUUGGAAGACGCUGAGUCUACUGGAGAGGCUGGUGAUAUUCAUGUGCUGGCAUCGAUUUUGACAUGGCAUUCGGCCGUACUUAAUCCCUUCAUUUAUGCGCUGGGUAGUCGACACUAUCGUAAUGCUUACUGGGCCGUUCUUCGGUGUUCUGAUUGCAAAAGCACAGAAACCCAGCGAAGGAUUACCUUCCACCGGCAUCAAUCGGCCAUGAUGACUCCAGGCGUAACGAAAUCUACUAAAAUCGGAAAUUGUGCAGCUGAUAAUACGGGGAGUGGAACCCAAAAUAAUUCGGAUGUAUGA
Messenger RNA from Anopheles maculipalpis, 1173 nucleotides. RefSeq names its product protein trapped in endoderm-1-like. Gene Ontology annotation, biological process: G protein-coupled receptor signaling pathway. NCBI's taxonomy places the organism in Eukaryota, Metazoa, Arthropoda, Insecta, Diptera, Culicidae. The record is from RefSeq and is a predicted model, not a curated record. The transcript has 4 exons. Gene Ontology annotation, cellular component: membrane. Gene Ontology annotation, molecular function: G protein-coupled receptor activity. The coding region runs from base 1 to 1173 and encodes 390 amino acids.